CACGGGCGGGGCGGAGGGAGGAGGAGGAGGAGGAGGAGGGAGGUUCGCCGCGCCCAGGCUGCCGCUGCCCGAUGGCUGCGGGGAGCUGAGCGGGCUGAGGAGGAGCCGAGCCCCAGCGACACCCCCCUUCCUUGCCGCGGAUCCCUCCUUCCCGCCCGGCUCUGCCGCCUUCCCCGGGACACGCCGGGCGCAGCGCGGGCGGCUCCCCCCGCUCCUCCUCCGCCGCCUCCUCCUCCGCCCCCCCUUCCCUUCCCUUCCCCAGGCCGGCGGGACGCGGGCAGGACCGCGGGCGGCGGACGGACCGGCCCGGUUCAUGAGCAGCGGCCGGCAGGGCAGAAUUUACAUGUUUGACAGCAGAAGUUGCCUUUCUACUGUAGUGAGAGAAAAUAUUUCUGGCCGUUUCAGAGGGGGCAGUGGAGCACACCUUUAGCACAGGAAAAUGAGUGAGCUUGACCAGCUACGCCAGGAGGCCGAGCAGCUGAAAAACCAAAUCAGAGAUGCUAGGAAAGCAUGUGCAGAUGCCACCCUGGCUCAGAUCACAGCCAACAUCGACCCCGUGGGGAGGAUCCAGAUGCGCACUAGGAGAACACUGCGGGGACACCUGGCCAAAAUUUAUGCAAUGCACUGGGGGACUGAUUCCAGGCUUCUAGUUAGUGCCUCCCAGGAUGGCAAACUCAUCAUUUGGGACAGCUAUACUACAAACAAGGUGCACGCCAUCCCCCUGCGCUCCUCCUGGGUCAUGACCUGUGCAUAUGCUCCUUCUGGCAAUUACGUGGCUUGUGGUGGGCUGGACAACAUCUGCUCCAUCUAUAACUUGAAAACUCGCGAAGGGAAUGUUCGUGUGAGCCGGGAGCUCGCCGGGCACACAGGCUACUUGUCCUGCUGUCGCUUCCUGGAUGAUAAUCAAAUCGUCACCAGCUCUGGCGACACCACUUGCGCUCUCUGGGACAUAGAAACUGGUCAGCAGACAACUACCUUUACUGGGCACACUGGAGACGUGAUGAGCCUGUCCCUGGCUCCCGACGCCCGGUGUUUCGUUUCUGGUGCCUGCGACGCCUCUGCCAAACUGUGGGACGUGAGAGAAGGGAUGUGCCGGCAAACCUUCACCGGCCACGAGUCGGACAUCAACGCCAUCUGCUUCUUCCCCAACGGCAACGCGUUUGCCACGGGCUCGGACGACGCCACGUGCCGGCUCUUCGACCUGCGGGCCGACCAGGAGCUGAUGGUCUAUUCACACGACAACAUCAUCUGUGGCAUCACCUCUGUAGCAUUUUCCAAGAGCGGCCGCCUGCUCUUAGCUGGGUAUGACGACUUCAACUGCAACGUGUGGGACACGCUGAAAGCUGACAGGGCAGGUGUCCUUGCCGGUCACGAUAACCGUGUCAGCUGCUUAGGUGUGACUGAUGAUGGCAUGGCAGUGGCAACAGGAUCAUGGGACAGCUUCCUCAAGAUCUGGAACUGAAAUAGAACUCGAGGACUCCACGACUGGAAGAAGUUCCCAAC
Molecule: messenger RNA, 1503 nt
Organism: Empidonax traillii (willow flycatcher)
Lineage: Eukaryota; Metazoa; Chordata; Aves; Passeriformes; Tyrannidae
Gene: GNB1
Product: G protein subunit beta 1
Exons: 12
Coding region: 440-1462 (340 amino acids)
Biological process (GO): G protein-coupled receptor signaling pathway
Cellular component (GO): cytoplasm; heterotrimeric G-protein complex
Molecular function (GO): protein binding; signaling receptor complex adaptor activity
Source: RefSeq, a predicted model, not a curated record